AUGACUGCUGCCAAGAAAUUGUCCUACAGCUUGGAGCCAGAAGUACUACGCAAGUAUUGGAGCAGGAUCUUGCUUGACAGCACAAGGAUUCUGGAGUUGCCGGCAUUUAUUCACAUGCACGGCGACAUUGUCGCUCAAUUAAUCAAACUCGAUGAGUUCGAAGCGAAUGAAGACCGACUGUGGGAACGCUUGGUGGAAUGGUCCCGGAAAGCUGUGCGCGAUGCAGAGAUACUUGGGCCGUUUGCCGAUGCCACCGGCGAGACAGUGAAGCGUAGCAAGUCUGAGGAUGAUAGCAGUGGCUUAGGCGCUCAUGAGCUUGCGCAGCAAGAAGCGAUUCUGAGCGCAAUGUCGAAGGACAUUCGCUUCGGGGCAAUGAACAAAGAGUUCUUCUUUCAUAAGGCUAGAGCAUUUUUGAGUCGUGAAAAGAGCGAUGAAAUCAUGGAGUAUUUCUUGUUGGGCAACAAACCUGAGCAGCUUCAAGUCGCCAAACGAGCUGGUCUUGUGCCCAAGCACAACUUGACAGUCGAAACCAUUCAUGAGAUAACCUGCGCGACUGAUGAUCCCACAAGUCCUAGGGAAAAUAGUCAAUUGGCAGCGUUGGCAAGAGGCGACACUGGGCUUUGGUGUCCUACCUGGUCAGCUGUCAGACAGCUGGAUGUGCUGGAUGUCCUCAUGGGCCGGGAAGUAUGCAUUGGAGAAAUUGUUCUCACGUGGGAGGAAAGUCGAGCCAUUCCGCGCUUGAUAAUACUUGAGACUUACGCAGACGGGAAGUGGCAUUCGAUGGAUUGCGAAAUCAGCGUAUCAUCAGAUAAUGGCUGUAGGACAACCACACAUACGCCUGCUGUGCUGUCUCUUGCGACUUGCAUGAAGUUUCGUUUAAUAUUCCUCCCCUGCAGAGUGGAAGUUGCAAGUGUGAGACAGAUUGCCGUUCUGUGCAAGCAGACCAUUCAGCAAUGUGCAAACCAAGUGGCGGAGAAUAUGCUCAGAGCUGAUUUGUCGCAGCUUUUUGUGAGAUCCUUAGCAGACGCGACGCCUGGAGCAGGAGGCACUUUGGGGAGAUGCCUGCAGCGGAGACGAUUGCAGCACGGAGAACUGAGUGACCGCGUGACCGGUGCCAUGACUGCGUGUGUUUGCGUGGAAGGAGAUUCGAUCGCCGAGCUUCAAGACCACAUGAACACGACAGGACACUCGGAACAUCGGAAUCCAGAGCAAAUGGCUCGGACCACGGAGCCAUUGGGAGUCCCAUACAAAGACGCAUUGAAAGCAGACAAACUGGGCAGAGAAGCGGAUUUCCUAGCGGUGGCCGAAGGGGAAGUGGAACAUGCUGAUGUCAUGGCAGCGUUUCUGCAAUGGGAUCAGAACGGCGAUGGGGUGAUCGAUAAAGAUGAGCUGCUGUCGGUCUUCACUGAUCUGGGCCUUCAGAUCGGCGAGAAGGAGCUGAAAUCCAUGUUCGCUUCAGCUGAUAUCAGUCAUGAUAAGACGAUCGACUACUCGGAGUUUCUGCAGUGGAUCUUCAAGUCAGCUCACUGGCAGAUCCGGAACCAAUUCCUCCAGACGGGCGUCUCAUGGCACGGGAUCCACAAGGGUCGCAACGCCGUGAUCCAGGAGGAUCGCCUCACGGUGAAGCGGCAACGCAGCAGCCAGGAACGCGCGGAGUUCCCGCAUGGACAUGCCAUUGUGGUGUCCACGGGAUGCGCUCGGGAGUUCAGGUUCCUGUUGGUGGACAAUGAUGGGGUCUACAAAGGGGGCUUUGAGGCUGGCUUCAGCAGCAUGCCACCAGAUGAGCUACCUGACCCGCUACCAGAGUGUGCUAAAGAGCUCUCCUGCGCAUAUGUGUCGAGCCCGACGGGACAUUUGGUGGUGCUGGGCGAAGAGUCGGAAGUUCCUCCGUGGAAGCAUCACUUGGUAGCGAGUGGGACCGUGGUGGAGUUGAAAUGCAAGGAGGGAAGCUUUCAAGUGCUCCUGGAUGGGAAGAUCGUAGCCAACUGGCCCUUAGCGGUGCCCGAUGAGAUGGACUUGUAUCCGCUCGUGUCCGUCUAUGGCACCACCUGCGCGAUCAAAUUGCUGCCAGCGGAGGGCACACCCUCCACUGGCUCCAAGGCAGAGGCACGCACGGUUCAAGUGGACGGAGGUUUCCAGUAUUUUUUUUAUCAGAACACCUUUGAGGAGGAAUCCAAGUCCAUGGGAUGGGGCAUGUUCUUUGCAUACUUCGCUUGUGGAGCGGGUACUGUCUCCUUUCUCUACUACUUCUACAAGGCAAAAUAUAGCUUUCAUCAGACCGAGAUUCUCAUCGUGGAUGCUUUCCGGUUUGUUGUGACCGAUUUAGAAGAGCCCAAAGGUGUCUCUCGUGACGAUGUGCGCCGUCCUUCGACGGCUCGUUCGCCAGCAGCAUGGGCGAUUGGGCUCUUUUCGUGGCGAAAGACACCCUCCACCCAAGAAGUGCCACAGCUUGUACUGGAGCUCAUCAGCGAGCUUGGUUACAGCGAGAAGGCAGACUUCCUCUACCGAGGUGAGGGCCAUAUCGAGGACUGGGGAGCGCUCCUGGAGUCGCUGACGCUUCUUUGUGCUUUGCGCGCAGAUGCGGAGACGAAGUUGGCCAAACCACAGGAGCCCAAAGAGGGCGAAGAUCCAAUGCCCCAGCCCAAGUCUGAUGCUGAAGCACUGGAGAUUCUCAAGAGAAAAUUCAGGCGCGCGGCCUCAGUGCUCAACAGUCAGGGUGCCGAACAGCUGCGGGCUUGGCAAGCGACGGCAGGCCGACGGGUCGGUGGCGCAGAGGGAGGGAAUGGUCUGCCCGCGGAGGGCAGAAAGGUGAAAGAAUGGCUACUGGAGGCCGGUCUUCAGAUCGACCUGGAUGGCCUUGGUGCCAAGGUCAUUGGCCGGUCGCCCUUCCUGGUGGUCAGUGCCGAGCGUUCUGCCUUGGAGCUGGAGGCCGAACGCUUGGGAUAUAUCAAGCCGCACCGGGCACUGCGACCGCAUGUGAAAGAUCAAGACUAUGGAAAGAUCGAAUUUGAGGGACAACCUGACGAAUGGGUGAAAGGCUACAUCGGCUACGAGGAGCAUGACUUCUGGUUGCCCUGUGAGCGAGUGCAGCUGCUUCGGCAUCGGAUUGAAGAGGUGCCAGCGCCCAAGGAGCAGAUGAAGCAGUUGAAGGUGCGGCACAGCACGGCGUUGGCCGUCUCCGAUCGACUUCUGCCUGCUUUGAAGAUUGCUGGUUUGGUGGAUUGCAUGGUGCCAAUGGAUGACGACAUCAAUGAUGACCUCGGGAAAGAGCGCCGAUCCAUGUGGAAGGAGGCGAUUUGGAUGGCGCUGACCCCGGUGGACCGGAUCCAACGGUAUUUCGGCUCGGAGGUCGCACUCUACUUUGCUUGGCUUAAUCAUUUUACCCUUUGGCUGGUCGCUCCAGCCGCGGUGGGGUUACUCUUCUACCUCCGUAUGCAUUUCUUUGGCUUCACCGUGGAUGAUGACCCCUUUUUGCCCUUCUAUUCGCUUUUUGUGGUCUUCUGGGGCAUGUGCUUUUUGCGAAGCUGGGACCGGCACUGUGCCGUCCAAGCCUGGCACUGGAACGUACACGGGGUGGAGAACAGACCCGAACACCGCGCGGAGUUCGUCGGGGAGCUGCGCACCAGCCGAGUCACUGGGCAGCUUCACAGGUACUACCCGGAGGGGAAACGCUUCCUGGCCUACGCUCUUUCCGUCUUGGUGACCUCCUUGAUGCUGGCGAUUUCCUUUUGUGUGAUGAUUUGCUCCUUGAACUUGCAGGGCUUCAUGGAAGAGUCCGUAACCUCUUUGGAGCAGAUCUUCUACAUUGCACCGUUGGCACGCUUGGCUGACCAUGGGGCUAUCUUCGACCCAAACCAGAAAGAGUACUUCGGCCUCCUGGCCUUUGGCCCCAUCGUUCUCCAUGUCUUUGCGAUCAUGAACCUGAACAAGCUCUACCGUUCGGUGGCCGAGUGGCUCACGGAACAAGAGAACCACGAGUUGUUGGAACAUCAUCAAAGCAGCUUGAUGGCGAAGAGGUUCAUGUUCGAAGCCUUUGAUUGCUACAUUGUGCUCUUCUACGUGGGCUUUGUGCAACAGGACAUUCGAAAGCUACGACAAGAGCUGCUGUGUUUGUAUGGCGUGGACAGCUUGCGGCGAGUCUUUGUGGAGAGUAUCCUUCCUCUCGUCUUGGAGCUCAUCAGCAAGCGGCAGCUCUCCCGAAAGGCUGCGGAGCUCAAGAGGCCUGAGCGAGACAUGAGUCGGGUGUCAGUGUAUGAUCUGGGUGUCACCUUUUUUUGA
This is a messenger RNA of Durusdinium trenchii, 4278 nucleotides long. The record is from the annotation of a GenBank genome assembly. Lineage: Eukaryota; Dinophyceae; Suessiales; Symbiodiniaceae.